Williopsis jadinii is the source of this 909-nucleotide messenger RNA. Its product is annotated as mitochondrial carrier. Gene Ontology annotation, biological process: mitochondrial citrate transmembrane transport. The transcript is spliced from 2 exons. The record is from RefSeq and is a predicted model, not a curated record. NCBI's taxonomy places the organism in Eukaryota, Fungi, Ascomycota, Saccharomycetes, Phaffomycetales, Wickerhamomycetaceae. The annotation marks the transcript as partial.
AACUUGGUGACGGCUGUCAUCGCGGGUGUGAGUGCCUCGCUGGUACAAACCACACUCACGUACCCCUUUGAAUUUGCGAAGACAGUGUCGCAGCUGACCCGUAGGAUCCCAAACUCCAAGGGAGUACUCCCUUCACUCGAGCUACAUCAUCAGUUUAAACACUACUUUGCAGGAUGUGGCGCUCUGAACGUGGGCAACGCGUUGAAGUCAGGCUCCAGGUUUAUGGUGUUCAACUGGGCCUCUAAGUUCAUGGCGUCGGAUACGGGCAAGACAAGCGCUCCAAGAUUGGUCAUUGCUGGUGCGAUGACAGGCUUUGUCGAAUCGCUAUGGAUUAUUCCAUUCGAAAACAUCAAAACCACCAUGAUUGAAAGCGCUCUGAUAACAAGCGCACACUUAUCGAACCACCCAAUGGUGGUUGCCAAACGUAAAUGGGAUAAAAACCCUCCUGCAAACUUCUUACAGGCAACUCAGGAGAUUUAUCAGACCAGAGGGUUUCGAGGAUUCGUACAAGGUACCGUACCAACCCUCUUGAGACAGUGCACCAACAGUGCAGUGAGAUUUGGUACGUAUACUUGGUUAAGGUCUCUUUUCGGCCACAGUGGUGAGAUGAACACAUACCUUACAUUCACCAUUGGUGUUACAAGUUCUGUUGUUGUGGUCGCAGUGACUCAACCUAUCGAUGUCAUCAAAACAAGAAUGCAGAGUAGAGAGACGUUUUACCUAUACAAGAAUUCUUUAAACUGUGCAUACCGAAUCUUUGUUGAAGAAGGUGUGAAGGCAUUCUGGGCUGGUUGGUUCCCUCGUCUCUUGAAGGUUGGUACAUCUGGAGGUGUUGCAUUCACAGUUUACCAGCACGUUGAGAACCAGAUAACAAGAGCACUCAAGGAAAAACCAUUCCAGGCUGAUUAG